AUGUACGCCUUCUACCCAGGACCCAACAAGGGCGCCCAGGUCGGCAUGCAGGACCCCAAGACGGGCGAUAUCUGGGUCAACUACUGCAAUGCCAACGUUGCCGGUGCGCCGCUGUUUCCCACCAAGAACCCCAAUGUGCUGCCCACCAAGAACAAGCCCAAGAUUGGCAGCAGCAUGGCGGCCACGGGCUGGUGGGAUUCGCAGCACGUAAUUGCUUCCGUCUUCUGGCAAUCAACAACUGGUCAAAUCGUCAACGGCUUUUACCAGUGCGACCCCGAGUCUGGCAGCUUUAUCCAGCAGGGAGAGUAUAACAUCUCAGACACAGCACAGGUCACGUCCAUCCACGCCAAGACGGGCCUGUCCGUCGAGCUGCUGGGAAGCACCGCUGGUUACCGAGUCUUUUAUCACGACGAGGACAGCCAGGUCCAUCAACUGUCGUACACCACCAAGACGGACUGGAACUACUACGGCGCCGUCUCGCAGGAUCCCACCUUCAGCACCGCCCUGGCAUCUAUCCAUUCCAACACCAACAACAUUACCGUCAUCUCUCCCAAGAGCGCCAAGGACAUCGAGGUUUCACGAUACAACACUGAUGGCACCUGGCACAUUUCCGCAUUUCCGGAGACAAUCCAGAACUCUCCCACAAACAAAACCGCCCCUUCCAAAAUCGCCAUCGACCCUAAAGUAACCCCCAAGUUCUCUCUCCCAGCCUGGACUGGCAAGCCCGGAGGCCUGGGAGCCGCCGUAGACAACUCCUUCACCCGCACCGCCUUUUACAUUGGCAGCGACAAGAAGCUUUACGAAAUCGCCAGCAUCAACUUCAUCUGGCAAAUGCUGCCCAACCAGUCCGCAUCCUCAUGGCCCUUGGCUGACGAUGCAAAUGCCGAGCUGGCAGUCACUUACAACCAGCCCACCAAUGAGGCUUGGGUGUACUACAUCUCCAACAGCACCCUCGUCCAGGCUUACCGAGGCACCGACGGCACCUGGGGCAAGUUUACUGUGCUGCCAACCUCGGUCAGCACCCCCGGAGGCGGUUCCGGCGACGGCGACAGUGGAUCUGGAUCUGGAGACGACGACAACAACAACAAGACGGCAAGCGCCGGACUGUCCACCGGAGCCAAGGCCGGCAUUGGUAUCGGUGUCAGCGUCGGAGCCAUCGGUAUCGGUCUCCUCGUCUUCCUCUUCUUCCUCCGCAGACGGCGACAACGCGCAGCCGCCCUCGCCGCCGAAGCUGACAAGGAGCAGCCGCCCAUCAACUUGGGUCAAUACCACUCUCCCAGCGAGCAGGGUCUCUAUUACAUGGCUGACGGAAGCGUAGCACCGGCAUACACCCCGCAAACGCCGUACGACUCGCCCGACGCCGUCAAGAAGAGCACGCCCGACAUGAACAUGCACCCGGCCAACAUGGCCUCGCCGCUGGUGGAGAUGGAGCAGCCGCCCACGAUUUAUGAGUUGCCGCCGACGAAUUUUAGUUAUGAACUUCCUGCAGAGAGCGUGGAGCAUAGGUGA
Messenger RNA from Trichoderma virens Gv29-8, 1509 nucleotides. RefSeq lists its product as uncharacterized. The transcript is spliced from 3 exons. The record is from RefSeq and is a predicted model, not a curated record. NCBI's taxonomy places the organism in Eukaryota, Fungi, Ascomycota, Sordariomycetes, Hypocreales, Hypocreaceae. The coding region runs from base 1 to 1509 and encodes 502 amino acids.